Macadamia integrifolia is the source of this 522-nucleotide messenger RNA. Its product is annotated as xanthotoxin 5-hydroxylase CYP82C4-like. NCBI's taxonomy places the organism in Eukaryota, Viridiplantae, Streptophyta, Magnoliopsida, Proteales, Proteaceae. The transcript has a single exon. The coding region runs from base 1 to 522 and encodes 173 amino acids. Gene Ontology annotation, biological process: defense response to other organism. Gene Ontology annotation, molecular function: monooxygenase activity; iron ion binding; oxidoreductase activity, acting on paired donors, with incorporation or reduction of molecular oxygen. The record is from RefSeq and is a predicted model, not a curated record.
AUGGAGCUGCUAAUCCCAUCUCAGGUAAUAGGAACAUUUGUAGCCUUAUUCUUCGUGUAUUACUUUCUAUGUAGAUCACGCCACACCAAGGGUGGAAGGGAAGCCCCAACACCAUCUGGUGCCUUGCCAGUCAUUGGUCAUCUCCAUUUGCUUGGGGGACAAAACUCACUUGCACGAACGCUUGGAGCUAUGGCCGACAAAUAUGGUCCGGCCAUCAUGAUCAGACUCGGCAUACAUCCCUCGCUGAUUGUGAGCAGUGGAGAGCUGAUCAAAGAAUGCUUCACUACCAACGACAGGGUUUUAGCUUCGCGCCCUAUUUUCGCUGCAGGCAAGUACUUGGGCUACCACUACGCUGUAUUUGGGUUAUCACCUCAUGGGUCAUAUUGGCGUGAGAUCCGUAAGUUAUCCACUGUUGAGCUACUUUCCAAAUCCCGUCUUGAGAAGCUGAGGCAUGUUCGGUUCUAUAAUCCAUCAAAGAACUGUAUUCACUUUGGGCCAAAGACAAUAGUGGGCGACCUAUGA